AAAAAAAAUGGGACAAUCAGAAUCCAAAAGUUAUCUAGCGGAUUCAAUUCAGAGCCUACUGAAGGCACAAGGAGUAACAGUUGAGAGGGCAAGAUUAGAGGCCUUUGUUAAGAUUCUGGACACAGUUUGUCCAUGGCUAUGUAAUAAGGCAGAAAUAAAUACUGAAGUAUGGGAGACAGUCGGAAACCAGUUGGAUGAAGCCCUUCUGGCCGAGCCUAAUCGUUUCCCAGAAGGUGCUCCUUUUUAUUGGGCUUUGUUAAACGCAGCUCUCACGACCCCAACCAAAAAGGAAAUCUUGGAAGCCUUAGAGAAGGUGCAUGUAGGGUUAGAACAAAUUAGAGAGGAGCGCUCUCAGACUUCAGAGCCCCCUGAAUCUGGAAAAUGUCCCCUUUCACUUGAGCCCCCUGAGCCUCCGGAUUCUGGAGGACCUCCUGUAGCACUAUAUCCCAGUUUUGAGGCUUUUCAACAAAAACUUGAGCGUCCACCGCCUUCUGCACCCCCUCCCACUCAGAGGGAGGCAAACCUGGCUCAGCUGUGCACUAUUAAUCAGGAGCUCAGUGAGGAACUUCAGCUGAGGCAGCAGAUUUCAUGCCUCUCGAGCAGACUUGCGUCUCUUCGUGCCUCAGAGGCCAGGCCUACCAAUGAGCCCAAUGGUAAAGACCCCAUAAUAUCUGAAGGGUCUCAAGGCAUAGCAUCUCCUUUACAAGAGGCUCUCAAACGCGCUGCAGCACAAGGGGAGGAAAUCUUUAGACUAUUCCCCGUCAUUCAGGUAGAGGGACUCCAAGGGUCGAUUAGAGAACAUCGCCCUCUUGAAUUCAAAUUGGUGAAAGAAUUAAAAACUGCUGUAAAUCAGUAUGGCACUGCAGCUCCUUUCACUUGUGCUAUCCUGGACUCCAUUACUGGAUCCUGGCGAAACACCAAGUGAUUGGAUUGCGGUCUGCCGCGCAGUUCUUUGGGGAUGGGGUUUUUGCUUGUGUUUUUCCACAGAAUGCUGAUCAACCAUGGUGGAUCCCAGAGCAUUUUAUCAAACAG
Messenger RNA from Fukomys damarensis (Damara mole-rat), 1032 nucleotides. RefSeq lists its product as uncharacterized. The coding region runs from base 8 to 925 and encodes 305 amino acids. The transcript is spliced from 2 exons. The record is from RefSeq and is a predicted model, not a curated record. Gene Ontology annotation, molecular function: structural molecule activity. Gene Ontology annotation, biological process: viral process. Lineage: Eukaryota; Metazoa; Chordata; Mammalia; Rodentia; Bathyergidae.